Messenger RNA from Lindgomyces ingoldianus, 2665 nucleotides. RefSeq lists its product as uncharacterized. The record is from RefSeq and is a predicted model, not a curated record. The transcript has a single exon. NCBI's taxonomy places the organism in Eukaryota, Fungi, Ascomycota, Dothideomycetes, Pleosporales, Lindgomycetaceae. The coding region runs from base 461 to 2281 and encodes 606 amino acids.
GCGGAAUGCCCAACCCCCUUCACUGUCUGACUGUUUGUCCUGUUGGCACCCUUUUCAUGGGUGUCAAACCAGUCCCAUCACGAGACGGAAAACUUACGUCAACAUUCAUUCCUCGUUUCUUGCUAGAUUUAUGACCUAGCAUCACCAAGCAUACCGCAAAGAAAGUUAAGGCUGGAAAGGAAUCGUUCGGCACGACCCCCCAGGUAUAUAUCGAGUAUAGGUUUGCCCAUUCACGCGUUUUCCGCGUUUGUUCCUGCAUCAUUACGCACCGUUUCAUAUUUGCCUCCUGCAGCUCAUCUGCAAGGCACGCUUGCUUUGAAUUCUCACAUCUUUUCCCUUCCUUGCCGCGACGAUUUGCUCGCCCUCUUUCCCAGCGACCCGGUCAAUACCGACCCGACACAACACACGUGAAAGACAUCAUUCGUGACAUCUUUACUACGACACCACUUCAGACUUCCCGAUGCGGCCGAUUAUCGACAAAGACCCUAAGGUCGACCUAGAUCAGCUCUUUGAAGACCAUGUCGAGACAGACCUUCUCCAGAAAUUCAGCGACAACGCAAUGGAACCAUCUAGCCCAGACAAUUUGGCGCAUCUCUUUGAGCUCCCUUCGUCAAAUGACAGCUUCCUGACCGAGGACUCAAAUCUGCCCGAUUGGGAUCGUGGCUUUCCGGAAGCUUGGCACAAGGCUCCGUGGGACUUCAAAGAAAACCCAGCCUCGCCCAUCAUGCCAGACGUUUCCUUCUCCAUCUACCCUGAAUCUCGCGGAAAGGCUUCUGUGAGCGAUCCUGGACUGUUCAAGUUUGAUGAUUCUUUCGAAUUGGAUAGCUUUGAAAGACGACUCUCACUUUCAACCCCGCCUUCUCCGAAACCACAAUUCGCAAGGCCAGCGCAGAAGGCUACGCCAACUCCAGAUCAAUCAGUCCGAUACGGUGUUCACAAAUUAAGGAGGAAGCCGAAUUUUCCGAUGAGUAUGAUGCAACCGUCACACUAUCGUACUGGCGUCCAGGAUAUCUGGACCCGAAAGCUUGAAGGUCCAUCCGAGAGCUUCAAUCUACGACUCCCACCCAAUGUUCUCCCCAGCUCGCCACCACUGUCUACAAAACCCGAGCAGAACAGGAAUGGAAGUGGAUUCUACCCACGAGACCGGCCUUACAUGGCUGCCAUGUCAUCGCUCCCAACCUCGGACACAACCUCGCUGCACAACCCCAACUACCAGCUAACGCCUCUAUCCUCCCCUGCCAUUGACACCAGUUCCUGCCAAAACAGCGCCGGGAAUCCUUUCCAGUUCUCCGAAUCUAACGAAAAUAUGGCAACAGGGUACAUUUCGCACAAUCGCCAGAUGAGCAACGAGGCUCUUUCAGCCUUACAUACCCCGCCGUCUCACCGCCUCGUCGCAACGUGGGGUCCCGAUACGCCAGUCAAUCUAAAUCUCUCGUUCCCAGGCUCGCCAGAAUUCCAUACGCCGAAUCCCGGAAAGACGUGGUGGAGUAAUGAGCCUGCUCAGCCUGGCUCCGUUGAUGCGGGUUAUCAUGCUUCGCAACAACAUUCGUGUGCGCAGAACCAGAAUGCAUUUAGUACGGCAUCGGCCGUUGGGCUGGGUAUUACCUGCGACACAGCAUCUUUUACCUUCAGCGAUGACGCGGAUGCUGUGAAUGGACAUAGUCAGUCCGCGAACGGCAAUGGUAGCUUCUCAGUUUCAGCCUCAGCCUCGUCAUUCGAAACAAACACACACGCACACAUGCAAGGCUACACCCCCAUAUACCCCCCAUCACCCCCACUCAUCUUUCACGGCCUUUCAAAUACUCUCCCCCAAACAACGCCCCAAUCUCGCACCCCAUCCCCCACAUCUCCCUCCCAGCCCCAACCCCACUUCACGCGCACCCGCGCUUCAACCUACCACCACCGGCAAGCUUCUCAUACCCAGUCCCAUUCUAACUCCUUCUCGCAACCCCAAUCCCACCGCCGGAAAUCCUCCAACUCCUCUUCCACCCACAACCCCUCCUCUCAAACCAAACUCUCCACCGUCGGCUUUGUAAACUUCACGCCCUCAGAUAGCCAGAAGAUCUUAACAGGUGUUGCACCGAGCGGAAGCAGUAAGACUAAAGCUAGACGCGAGAAAGAAGCUGCAGAGAAGAGACGCAAGUUUAGUCAGGCGGCUGUGAAAGCGGUGAUUGAGGCUGGGGGUGAUUUGGGACGGUUGGAGAGGGAGGGGCUGUUGUGUUUGGACGUGGGGAUGGGGGAUGGGGAUGGGGAUGGGGAUGGGGAGGGUGGGAUUUGUUAGGUUUUGAGUCCUUGGAUCUAGUUCUAGUAUGACUCCCUGAUGGCUAUGCGUAAUUGUGUGUGGUCCCGUUAGGUUGAGUUGCCUGGGUUGUGUUGAUGCGCUUACUACCUCCUUUACCUCUGUGUAUAUUGGAGAGUAGAUGAUGAGAAGUAGAAUAUAGGUGUGGUAGAUGGUGAGUAGCAAGUUCUUAUACUGAUUCCGGCUCAGUUUUCUUUGGUCUAGAUCUUAUCUUUGGCGUUGUGGGGUUCCUUGGUCAGGUAAUUGAUAGGAGAAAGUGUGCACCAGGCUGCUGGGUGUUGUACUAGGUUCUGCAUCUUUUCGGGGAUGUAAUGAGUCUAUAGUACGAUAGGUACAUAGCAAAACAUCGUCCACAGGUUUAAAAGA